Molecule: messenger RNA, 786 nt
Organism: Aspergillus calidoustus
Lineage: Eukaryota; Fungi; Ascomycota; Eurotiomycetes; Eurotiales; Aspergillaceae
Source: the annotation of a GenBank genome assembly
CGAGAUCUCGAGGUGGCGAGCUCGUAUUCCCAAAAGACGCUGCUCGGCAAUGUCUUGUCCUUUAAAGGUGUAUAAAAGGACCUUUAUGCCUCGUUCCUACGCGAUAACCGGAACGAACUUGUUGCUUGACUCUCGAGAUCCGAAUUCCUGUUGAGCGUACUAGUACACACGAUGGCAAGUUCCGCUGGAGACUCUUCUACGGCCGAAUGGCAAGUCCCCCUCAACGGCUCUCCCUGCUGGAUUGAAAUUCCAGGACGGGAUCUUGAGAAGCAAAAGGCCUUUUACGCAGCCAUCUUCCCACUGUGGGAUUGGAGAGCCGCGAACCCCGAGACUGAUGAUGACGACACGGUCCGACGAUACAGCUUUGCUGACCAUAAUGGCCUCUCUGGGGGAAUUGUCAAAGUCUCUGAUAAUUCGCCUUGCACAGCCCAACUCCCAGGUAGCGGCAUGACCGUCUACUACAUGGUUGAUUCUCUAGACGAGACCAAGCAGCGAGUCCAGGAGAAUGGUGGGAUGACCGUUAUAGACAGGACCGCGGAGGGUGCAUUUGGGUGGUAUAUGAAUUUCCAUGAUCCGGAAGGCAAUCGGUUCGCCUGUUAUGAGAUCCAACACGGCCAGAAAGGGCGUGGAGACCCUUGAUACGUUUCGCGUGGUGAGUGUGGUUUAUUUCCAAAUUCCAGCGAAGCGGUAGUUGUUGGCCACUCAAUGCUAUGCUCUGCGGCGAUCUUGCCAAAGGCUGCUUAACUGUACAUGACAGUAGUCGCGCCUUCUUUGUUCUCUUCCUCC